AAAAACUGAAAAAAAAACUAAUAAACUUUCUUUUAUAUAUUUAAGAAUAAAAUGGCAAAAAAGCAUUAAUGAUAUGUCUAAUGUUACUUGUUGCAUUAAGCAUUGUCUAUGAAACGCAAGCGACAUUCUCAUUACCCCACUACCUAAAGAAUUUCCCCAAAUAAGGCAAAGAAUUCGAGCCUUUUGCUUUCAAAGGUAUGUUGGAGUUCAUGGGUGAUCUGGAGGGAAAAUGUCCAAAGAACAUUAAGUUCAAUGAUUUUUUCAUAAAACUGAAGGAUUACAUGGCUUGCUUCGAUUCCACAUCACCCGAUUCAAAAGAUAUCCAAGUCCAGCUGACAAUAAAAUCUGAAAGCCUCUUCUGGGCUAUGUCUGCUUUCAAUGGAACAAAAGGCGGAACAUCAGAGGAUUCAUGGAGACUGGUGGAUGGGUUGUUGUCACUUGGAAAAGGUUUGGUUGAGAUGAAGAAAAUCGGUUCCAAUGAGAUAAAUUUUGAACAAAGAAGAGAAAUGAUUCAGUCUAUGAUGGCCUCUGAGAAUGAAGGACGCUCUAUUGAUUUAUCAUCUUUUGGAAUCGAUUAUGACACUAGCAAAGCUUCUACUUCUAAAAGAUCUCUUUCCGAAACACGAGGAACCUUCUCAUUGCCCCAUUUCUUGAAGGAUAUUCCCAAAAUAAGCAAAGAUUUUGAGUCUUUCGCUUACGAUGGUAUGUUGGAUUUUCUGGCUAGCCUUGAGGUUAGGUGUCCUGCUACAACAGAGUUCAAGAAUUUCUUUGCAAAGGUAGAGGACUACAUGACAUGCUUCAAGUCCGGACCAAUAGACAUCAUCAAAGUCGACAUUUCAGACAAAUCUGAGGAGCUCUUCAGAGCUAUGUCUUUAUUGGAUGGUGGUAAAACUGGAACAUCAGUGGAGUCGUGGAGGAUGAUUGAUGGUAUGUUGUCUAUUGGAAAGCUCUUGGCUGAGAUGAAGAAGAAUGAUUCGAAAGAGAUAACUUUUGACCAAAGGAAAGAAAUUAUCGGAACUAUGGUGAAAUGGGCUCGAGCUAUUGGUCUCUUCGUGAAGACGGCCUCUGAGAAGAAAGGAAAAUCUAUUGACCUAUCAUCUUUUGGGAUUGAUUAUGCAGCUUCUCUUUUCAAAGGACCUACCGACGAACUGUAGAGUCAACAAACCUUUCACUUCCAAAAUGUAAAAAAACUGUAUAUAAAUUAAAAUAUUAUAUAUUCCAGCCACAAAUUAUACAAUAUUUACUGGUUGUUAAUAUAAAUAUUAUCCUUUUUAUAUAAAAUACUUCUAAA
Molecule: messenger RNA, 1291 nt
Organism: Thlaspi arvense
Lineage: Eukaryota; Viridiplantae; Streptophyta; Magnoliopsida; Brassicales; Brassicaceae
Source: the annotation of a GenBank genome assembly